AUGCCCACCACCCCCGACUACGGCCACCGCCUCAUCAUCCCCCUCAUCGAGCAGAAAGCCCACACCAACCCCACCGGCAUCUACUGCACGCUCCCCGCAACCCUCUCGCCCUCCUCCCCCCAGCCAACCGUCCUCACCUGGCGCACCCUCGCCCACAGCAUCGACAAAACCGCCUGGUGGCUCGACCGCACGCUCGGCGCGCCCCCGCGCGGCACCCACCCCACGCUCGCCUUCAUCGGGCUCAACGGGCCGCUCUACUACAUCGUCCUGCUGGCCUGCGCCAAAGUCGGGUACAAGCUGCUGCUCCCAUCGACGCGCAACAGCAUCGACGCGCAGCUGCACCUGCUGGACGCGACGGGGUGCGAUGUCCUGUUGCGGGGCCCGCGGAGCAAUCUCGUGCAAGGGAUUCUGGAUGCGAGGGGGACGGUGCGGUGCGUGACGGUGCCGGUGGAGGGGUUGCUGGGAGGGGAGGAGGAGGGGGGUGAGGAGGUGGAGCGGUAUCCGUACGAGAGGACGUGGGAGGAGGGGAGGGACGAGCCGCUGGUGGUGUUGCAUUCGAGUGGGUCGACGGGGCCGCCGAAGCCGAUUGUGGUGACGAAUCGGAGUAUGGCGUCGUUGGAUGCGCAUCAUUUGGUGGAAGAUCCGGCGGAGGGGGUGAGGGAUGUGUUGAGGGCGAGUGAGGGGUCGACGGUGUUUAAUCCGAUGCCGUGUUUUCAUGCUGCGGGGUUGAUGUGGAAUCUGUUUGCGGCGGUGUAUUUUGAUAUACACGUCGUGUAUGCGCCGAUGGGGGAGCCGCUGAACGCGGGGUUGGUCGAGAAGGCGCUGGAUAGUGAUCAGUUGCGGUUUGACUGGAUGUUCUUGCCGCCGUCCGUCAUUGAGGACGUGGCGCUGGAGCAGAGGAUGCUGCCGAAGCUGGAGAAGCUGCGGUUUGUCUGCUUUUCUGGAGGGCCUCUCUCGCAAGAUCUGGGCGAUGUCAUCAGCAAACACACGCCGGUUGUCAAUCUGCUGGGCACGACGGAGAACGCGCUGCCGCCGUACAACUUCGUGCCGCUGAAGGAGUGGAACUGGAUCCUGGUACCGCCGCAGAUGAAAGGCAUCGAGAUGCGGGCGCGGGAGGAGGACGACUUCGCCGAGUUGGUCAUCGUGCGCGACGCAGACACGGACGCUUUCCACUCGACCUUCAGCACCUUUCCGAACGACAACGAGUACCACACCAAAGACCUGUUCGCGCACCACCCGACCGAGCCCAACAUGUGGCAGCACCGGGCACGGUCCGACGACGUGCUCGUGUUGUCCAACGGCGAGAAGGUGGUGCCCAUCCCCAUGGAAGGCCAGCUCGCCCAGUGCCCCAGCGUGUCGGGCGUCGUGGUGCUGGGCCACGGCCGCUUCGAGACGGCGGCCCUGGUCGAGCUGUCGGACAAGGCCCAGCAGGAGAAUACGCCAGGUGAGAACCUCGCCGCCAUCACCACCUUCAUCGACAAGGCCAACAAGGCGGCCCCCGCCCACGCCCGCCUGUCGCGCGACCGCGUGCUCUUCACCUCGCCCGACAAGCCCAUGACGCGCGCCGGCAAGGGCACCAUCAUCCGCAAAGCCACCCUCGCCGCCUACGCCCGCGAAAUCGACGACCUGUACGCGGGUCGCUCCAGCAUCGCCCUGUCGUCAGCCCUGCCGCUGCACGUCGACGACCCAAGUACCGCCUCGACCGAAGCCGCGCUCCAGGACCUCUUUGCCAACCUCACCGACCGCCAGCUGGGCCCCGACGACGACUUCUUCAGCGCCGGCAUCGACUCGCUGCAGGUGCUCAACGUCGUACGCAGCCUCAAGUCGCAGCUGGCCGCCGAACAGGCCCCCGUCUCGCCCGACUUGGUAUCACUGUCCCUCGUCUACGCCAACCCCUCGUGCCGCAAGCUCGCCGCCGCCCUGCACGCCGCAGCCAGCGACGACGGCACCGCCGGUCUGCGCAACGCCGAGGAGCGCGCCAAAGCCAUGAAAGAACUCUACCUCCGCUACGCCCACGACCUGCCGCACCGCCCCCGCCCCUCCGACGCCGACGCCCCCCGCUCCGACUCCCUCACCCCCUUCAACAACAACAACGGCUCCUCCUCCUCCUCCGCCAUCUCCGUCGUCCUCACCGGCAGCACCGGCUCUCUCGGCUCCUACAUCCUCGGCGCCCUCCUCCUCUCCCCAAAAAUCUCCCACAUCUACUGCCUCAACCGCGGCGACCCGACCUCCACCGCCAAAAAACAACACGCCCUCCACCUCUCCCGCGGCCUCCCCACCACCGACCUCGACACCCGCGUCACCCACCUCCAAUCUGACCCCAACCUCCCGCGCCACGGCCUCACCCCCACCGCCUACGCCGACCUCGUCGCCCACACCCGCUACAUCAUCCACAACGCCUGGGCCGUCGACUUCAACAUCACCAUCGACACAACCCGCAACUGGCCCAGCGUCAACCCCGGCACCCCCCUCGUCCCUGAACGCCCCAUCCACGACGUCGCGGUCCCCAGCGCCGGCGGCUACGGCGAGAGCAAGUACGUCGGCGAAAGGCUGCUGGAGGCCGCGGCGGGCGUCAGCGGCGUGCCCGUCGCCGUGUGUCGGACGGGGCAGAUAGCGGGGCCGGUGGGGCGCGGGCGCGGAGGAGGAGGAGGAGGAGGGAAGUGGAACGAGCGCGAGUGGUUCCCGUCGCUGGUGCGGUCGUCGAAACAUCUGGGGGCGCUGCCUGGGGGGCUGGGCAGCAUGGAUGGCGCGGAUUGGGUGCCGGUGGAUGUGGUGGCGGGGGUGGUGGUGGAUUUGGUGGGGGAGAAUUUGGGGAGGUUGGGUGGGGGUGCGGGGAAGGAAGGGGGUGGGGAGGCGUUUGUGCAGUUUGAUCAUUUGGUUAAUCCGAGGGUGAGUUCGUAUCCGGAGGUUGUUUUGCCGGCCUUGAGGAGGAGGUUGGGGGAGGGGGAGGGGGAGUUGUUUCCGGCGGUCGAGUAUGCGGAGUGGUUGAGGAGGUUGGAGGACGAGGCGGCGAAGCCGGAUGCCGAUCCGAACAAGUGUCCGGGGAUCAAGCUGUUGGAUUUCUUCGAGGGCAUGGGCGAGGAGGUGAAGGCCAAGGAAAAGGGGCCGUUUGCUGGACUGAGGUUGGAUACGAAGGAGACGGUGAAGAGGAGCGAAACGUUGAGGAACUUGAAGCCGGUGGGAGCGGACUGGGUGGACAUCUGGUGCGAGGGAUGGGGGCUGUAG
Molecule: messenger RNA, 3225 nt
Organism: Diplodia corticola
Lineage: Eukaryota; Fungi; Ascomycota; Dothideomycetes; Botryosphaeriales; Botryosphaeriaceae
Product: thioester reductase domain-containing protein
Exons: 4
Coding region: 1-3225 (1074 amino acids)
Source: RefSeq, a predicted model, not a curated record